GCGGCAUCACGCAGACCUGGCGCAGCAGAUUGCCCAAGCAUACAUUAACACAAUGCGCUGGUACUAUCUCAACCACUUCACCCGCUACCGAGCAGCACUCGAGAAGAUCAAGAUACACGCCAUGGACAAGUACGACGUCUUGGGCGAAGACCCAAGCGCCAGAAGAGGGGGUACACUGCUUGGCCAAUCGCGAAGUGCACCCGCCACUUAUGAUGCCUUUUCGCUUGGACGACGCCGCGAUGCCCUGAAGAACUCGUCGGCCAAUGCCCUGCCGGCGAAUGUUGCUGAGGACGAAAAAGCGGCCCACUAUCUCGAGGUACCCUUUCGCAGCUUCAACCUGGCCCUCAUCGACAAUGCUUGUUUCGAGUACACCUUUAUAUCUUCCUACUUUGCUCCUUCCCAGAACUUCCACGCCAUCUCGCGGACGUUCAACUCUAUAUUCGAGCCUACGCUGGCAGUGGGACAAGCAGUCACCAAAUCGCUCGUCGAUUCCACCACCGACACGCUGGGCAUCCUGCUCUGUGUGCGGCUGAACCAGCACUUUGCAUUUGAGCUUCAACGAAGAAAAGUGCCAACGGUAGAGGGCUAUAUCAACGCCACAAACAUGCUGUUGUGGCCGCGUUUCCAGCAGGUUCUGGACAUGCACUGCACUUCGCUUCAGAAAGUCACGACUUCACUGCCCGGCCGGCCCUCGACGGGCGCCGCGCUAUUAUCUUCUGGCACCUCGAAUGCUGCUUCUACGGCACCAACGGCCCUGACGCAAAAGUUUGCCAACCUGCUGCAAGGCAUACUGGUGCUGUCGUCGGAAGCCGGCGAUGACGAGCCCGUCAGCGUGUCGGUGGCACGGCUCCGGAGCGAGUACGAAGCCUAUCUCACCAAACUCAGCAAGGGAAUCGGCGAUGCCAGGAAAAAGGACAGGUUCCUCUGCAACAACUACAGCUUGGUGUGCACGAUACUGGCUGACGUCGAGGGCAAGCUCGGAGAGGAAAUGAGAGAGCGCUUCGAGAAGCUUAGAGAUUCUUUUGAUAAAUAGAUCUAAACUCGCCUCGUUUGAACGGGGAUGAGAGAGAGAGAGAGAGAGUGCACUGCUCGCUCGUCCUGAAUCAAUGGC
Exserohilum turcica Et28A is the source of this 1111-nucleotide messenger RNA. RefSeq lists its product as uncharacterized. Gene Ontology annotation, cellular component: GARP complex. The record is from RefSeq and is a predicted model, not a curated record. The annotation marks the transcript as partial. The transcript has a single exon. Gene Ontology annotation, biological process: retrograde transport, endosome to Golgi; Golgi to vacuole transport; endocytic recycling. Gene Ontology annotation, molecular function: syntaxin binding. Lineage: Eukaryota; Fungi; Ascomycota; Dothideomycetes; Pleosporales; Pleosporaceae.